ACUUUAAGGCCAGAAGGAUCCAUCGAGAUCAUCUGGUCUGACCAACUGCACAUUGCAGGCCACAGAGCCUCCCCCGCCCACUCCUGUAGCAGACCCCAGCCUCCGGCUGAGUCACUGACAUCCUCAAAUCAUGGGCUACAGACUUCAAGUUACAGAGAAUCCACCACUGACACUAGUUGAAACUUGACAGUGCCCCGCGCCCAGGCCACAGACGAAGGUGAACUCCCCCACCCCCCGGUCACUGCCAAUCUGACCCGGGGGGGGGGGAAUUCGUUCCUGACCCCAGAUACGUGACCUGAGCAUGUGGGCAAGACCCUCCAGCCAGACACCUGGGAACGGAUUCUCUGUAGUCACUCAGAGCCCUCCCCAGCGAGUGUCCCGUCUCCGGCCAUUGGAGAGAUUUGCUGCUAGCAGUCGUGGAUCGGCUCCAUUCCAUUGUGGGAUGUCUCCUCCUCCCGUCCCCUCCAGAAACAUCUCAAGCUCAGACUUGAAGCCAGUGAGGUCCCUUGGGAGGCUGCUCCAGAACUUCUCUCCUCUGACAGUUGGGCCUUGUCUACACUACAGAGUGUUGUCCACAAAAGGUGCCAUGAUAACAUCGCUAUUGCAUGUUCCCACUGCACUUCCUCUGCCGGCAGAGCGUGUCCACCUUUGGUGCUCCACCGUUGACAGCGAGAGCAGUGCAUUGUGGGUAGCUGUCCCACCGUGCUACUCGGCACCUUUGGCAGCUAGGACUUGUGGGCAGGCGGGCGCAUCGCAGCGCGUCAUGGGGGUGGGCUCAACAUCCCAUGGGGCCUUAUUUUCUGUCCCAGCAUCCCACGCUGUUCCGACUGCGUUUCACGGCAUUUUCCAGCGGCCCCUGUUCCCGGUGCGCCCACCAUCCCUGUGCGAAAGGAUGGAUCCCGCCCGGCUCUCCACUGCUGUGAACGCAGCGUGGCUGGUCAGGCAGUAUGUCACGAGCUCCCAGUCUGGACAGGUAUCAGAGCUGCCUGAGAGGCUGGGUGCCAUGGGAAGAAACACCAGCUUCCUUCUGACAUCGCGGGGCAGCUGCACAUGGCGGAGUGUUGCUUUGGGGCUCGGGAAACGAGCGCUGAGUGUUACCAGUCGCCCGGUCUGGGAUGACGAGUCGCGGCUACAGAAUGUUCGGAUGUGGGAAGCUUCCUUCCUGGACUUGUGUGCGGAGCUCACCCCAGCCCUGCGGCGCAAGGACACCCAAAUGAGAAUAGCCUCUCGUGGAGAAGUGCCCGGCGACUGCUGUGUGGAUGCUGGUGACUCAAGACUGCUACUGGUCAGUUGGAAUCAGCUGGGAGAGGGAAAGUCGACCGGGGGUGUCCCGUUAACACAAGUGCACAGAGCCAUUAAUUGCAUCUCGCUACGAAGGACCGUGACUCUCGGCAAUGAGCGUGAAACAACAGAUAGGCUUUGCGACAAUGGGAUUCUCUAACUGCGGCAUGGCAUGGCAAUAGAUGGAACACAUGUUCCAAUUUUGGCCCCGGACGAUCUUACUCCCAUCGACUCAUGAAGCCUUAGAUGGGAACCCUGAACAGCAGCAAGGAGCACUUCAAGAAUGGGCUGAGCAGGUGCAGAAUGACCGUGGAAUGUGUCUUUGGCAGAUUAAAAGCGCGCUGGUGAUGCUUUUAUGGCAGAUUAGACCUAAGUGAGGAAAACAUCGCCAUGGUCAUAGCAGCCUGAUGCAUUCUCCAUAAUCUAUGUGAGACUAAUGGUGAAAAGUUUGCCCAGGGGUGGAGCGCUGAGGCAGAUCACCUGGCUGCUGAUUUUGAGCAGCCUGAUACCUGGGCUAUUGUAGGGAGACAUAAGGGGGGGUAAUUCAAGUUAGGGAGGCUUUGAGGGAAUAUUUUGAUAAUGAGCACCAGUAAUGUGUGUUUCUCUGCAGCAAUCUGCCAUGAUUCAUUAAUUUGAGUUUUCUGAUUUUGCCUAACAUUUGCGAUGCAUCCUGAGCGGGAUUUACAGAAAGCAAAUGAUUCAACUGCAUGUCCCAGCAGUAAUCACCACGUGUAGGACACAAAUAAAGUUUGGUUCUCUUUCA
Molecule: messenger RNA, 2044 nt
Organism: Dermochelys coriacea (leatherback sea turtle)
Lineage: Eukaryota; Metazoa; Chordata; Testudines; Dermochelyidae
Exons: 2
Coding region: 302-1441 (379 amino acids)
Source: RefSeq, a predicted model, not a curated record